Messenger RNA from Aureobasidium pullulans EXF-150, 2349 nucleotides. Its product is annotated as kinase-like protein. The record is from RefSeq and is a predicted model, not a curated record. Gene Ontology annotation, molecular function: ATP binding; protein tyrosine kinase activity; protein serine/threonine kinase activity. Gene Ontology annotation, biological process: peptidyl-threonine phosphorylation; peptidyl-serine phosphorylation. Bases 1 to 2349 code for a protein of 782 amino acids. Gene Ontology annotation, cellular component: nucleus; cytoplasm. NCBI's taxonomy places the organism in Eukaryota, Fungi, Ascomycota, Dothideomycetes, Dothideales, Saccotheciaceae. The transcript has 4 exons.
AUGGAAGACGCCGACCCUUACAACAGGAACAAGUACAGCUCGGCCAGAACACCCACCCAGAAGCUGGACUCGAAUGCCGCUCGUCGCUAUUCUCCCAUGAACACCUCGCCCUACUUGACGAGCUCACCCACGCGCCAAAUGUACUCGUCGCCGACCCAACCGCGUCCGAACCAGCUCCCUCCCAUUCAAUCAAACGCCGACUUCUAUCCCUCACCAUUCAAUCAGAGCGGUCCUCAAUCUCCCCGUCUGCCUCCUCCAUCCCAGUCCGAGCCACCCACCCGCGGUCCUGUUCCCGUCUUCACCAAAUGCGAUAACGUCGCCGACCUGCAGCCCCGAGUCAAUGGCCAACCUCCGUUCCGCAGAGCCAACCCCGAGGGAGGUUUCAUCUCUCCUUUGCACGCCUUGACGACACAAUUGCCAGCAACAUACAGAAUCUGCAAUCCCAACUUCCAAUAUGAGAGUUCGAGAAACCCACGCAGAGUCCUCACAAAGCCCUCCAAGGGUUCGAAGAAUGACGGCUAUGACAACGAGGACAGCGAUUACAUCCUGUACGUCAAUGACAUCCUCGGCAGUGACGACACCAACAACAAGAAUCGCUACCUCAUCCUCGAUGUUCUGGGUCAAGGUACCUUUGGCCAGGUCGUCAAAUGUCAGAACCUCAAGACGCAGGAGGUCGUUGCGGUCAAGGUGGUGAAGAACCGUACUGCAUACUUCAAUCAGAGUAUGAUGGAGGUCUCUGUUCUGGACCUGCUCAACGGCCGUAUGGACAAGAACGACGAUCACCACAUCCUCCGACUCAAGGACACAUUUAUCCACAGACAGCACUUGUGUCUAGUCUUCGAGCUGUUGUCUGUCAACUUGUACGAGCUCAUCAAGCAAAAUCAAUUCCGAGGAUUGAGCACCACUCUUGUGAGAGUCUUUGCCCAGCAACUGUUGGCCGGCCUAUGUUUGCUCAGCAAAGCCCGCCUGAUCCACUGUGAUCUAAAGCCAGAAAAUAUUCUGCUCAAGAAUCUGGAAAGUCCCAUCAUCAAAAUAAUCGAUUUCGGGUCGGCCUGCGAUGAGCGCCAGACAGUCUAUACCUACAUCCAGUCACGCUUCUACAGAUCUCCCGAGGUACUGCUAGGCCUACCCUACUCGGCCGCCAUCGACAUGUGGUCUCUGGGCUGCAUUGUUGUCGAGCUUUUCCUCGGCCUGCCUCUGUUUCCAGGCUCGUCCGAAUACAACCAGGUGUCAAGAAUUACAGAAAUGCUGGGCCUUCCGCCUACAUGGAUGCUAGAAGUCGGCAAGCAGUCUGGUGAAUUCUUCGAGAAAGCACACGAUGAGUUUGGUCGUAAGACAUACCGCCUGAAGCCAAUGGACCAGUACUCAAGGGAGCACGGCACCAAGGAACAGCCUAGCAAGAAGUACUUCUCGGCCACGACGCUCCCUGAGAUUAUUCGCAACUACCCCAUGCCGCGUAAAGGCAUGAAGCAAGCCGAGAUCGACCGAGAAAUGAACAACCGAGUCGCUUUCAUCGACUUUGUGCAUGGCCUAUUGAACAUCAACCCCCUGGAGCGAUGGACGCCACAACAAGCUCGAACCCAUCCUUUCAUUACUCAGUCAAAGUUCACCGGCCCCUUCCAGCCUGGAAUGCAUCUCAAGUCCACUACAUCGCGCUCGCCUGCUCCUGGCGUUCAACAACAGCAACAGGCAGAAGCUUUGUCAAAGCAACGUGCUCAAGCUGCUCAGCAACAACAGCACCAGCAGCAGCAGGCUCAAUCUGCUGCCAAUGCUGCUUAUGCCGGCAUGCACAUGCAACAAGGUCCCCCUGGGUACCCAACCUCUCCUCAUGCUCAGCAAUCGCCCAUGUACUCCAACAUGUACCCUCCCACACAACAGCAAGCCCCGCCACCUUACCCCUCGGCCGCUGUCCCCAACGUUUACAACCAAGCGCCAAUGCUGCAGCAACCUCCGCCAACUGCCACCAUGCACGGCCAACAGGCGCAGCCACACGGCUACCAACACAACCAGCCUCAGUCAUCUCUGUAUGCUCAAGCGACGACGCGAGCUGGCCGCCAACGUGCAUCAACUAUGGAUUUGGCAAACGGCAUUCCCUCGACUUUGCAACGAGUCGCAACUCACCUCGACCCCAACGCACCUAUCCGCUUGCAGCCAAGUCCAGCCUACUACCCUCCACCCAACGAGCAAACGGGCGAUGUCGGCAAUGUUGGUGGCAGGAGGCGCAUGAGCAGAGGACCAAGAGAUGCUCGAAGCCAGACAAAUUUCGUCCGCCAGUUGGAAGAUCGCACUUUGGAAGAAGGGUGGACCGGCGGGAACAACGGCGGCUCUGGCGGAGGCAGCUGGGCCUGA